AUGGGAAGCAUCGAAGAACCCAAGAAGCAGCAGCGCCUGCGCUUGCCAUGGAUUGAGACCCCUUUGAUUGAAUCCACCAGUCUCUCCAAAGCUGCCGGAUGCCGAAUCUUCCUCAAACUUGACAACCUCCAGCCCAGCGGCUCUUUCAAGUCCCGCGGCAUUGGAAACCUUGUCCGCAGCCAUGCUGCAGACCCGGCAAACAAGGGCAAACGACUGCACUUCUUUAUCCCUUCUGCUGGAAAUGCUGGUCUGGGAGCUGCAUUUGCGGCCUCUGCCCUCAACUACCCUUGUACCGUUACUGUGCCCCUCAACACCAAGCCAGUCAUGGUCAAGAAGCUGCAGCAGGCUGGUGCCUGUGUUGUUCAGCACGGAAUCAACCUGGAUGAGGCCGCUGUUCGCAUGCGCGAGAUGAUGAAAGAACUUAGUGAUCACCCAACUCCAGGCGGCACCGAGGUUGUCGCCAUCGAAUUGCAUCCCUUUGACCGCCCGCAAAUCUGGGAAGGCGUCAGCACCAUGUCAGACGAACUCGCAUACCAGCUACCUCCGGCCGAGGACGACGACCCGUGUCUCCAUAAGGCGCUUCCCUGUGACGCUAUUGUCUGCUCCGUGGGCGGCGGCGGUCUCAUGAACGGUCUCAUCAUGGGAAUUGAGCGCCAGGCCCCUAUGCUUGAAGCUACCGUGAACACUACGUCUACCAACGGCACAGCCACAGCCACUGCUGCUACCACCCCCACCAGAGACGACAACAUCCAUAUCAUCGCUACAGAGACCCGCGGCGCCCACUCCCUCGCCGCAUCGGUUGAGAAGGGCUCCCUUACAUCUCUCCCUAAGAUCUCAUCUGCCGCCACUUCACUAGGCGUCCUCAGAGUUUCCCAGAAGACCUGGGACUACUACAGCUCUCCGCCAAAGGGCGUCAAACUUCACUCCCUCGUACUCUCGGAUGCCGACGCAGCCCGCGGAUGCCUUCGUCUGGCAGAAGAGGAAAAGAUUCUUGUUGAGCUCGCCUGCGGUGUCUCCGUUGAGGCAGCAUUCGGACCCCAUCAUGCACCCGAAGCCGAUGCUCCACCAGCAAAGAGAGUCAAGCUCAGCUCUGAGGGCAGCGCACCAGUAACUAACGGAGGCUCUGUUGCUCCCGGUAUAGAUAAGACUUUCCUACAGCAGCUCAUUCCAAACUUUGGCCCACAGACUAGAGUCGUCAUUGUCGUCUGUGGAGGAAGCAAUGUCUCCCUCAGUAUGGCUGCUGAAUGGAGGGAGAAGCUUGAUGCCGGCUGGGGUAGCGAUGAUCCAGGCAGCAUCGCCGUCCCACCCACAUCGGCAUAG
Messenger RNA from Nannizzia gypsea CBS 118893, 1320 nucleotides. RefSeq names its product L-serine dehydratase. Lineage: Eukaryota; Fungi; Ascomycota; Eurotiomycetes; Onygenales; Arthrodermataceae. The coding region runs from base 1 to 1320 and encodes 439 amino acids. The record is from RefSeq and is a predicted model, not a curated record. Gene Ontology annotation, molecular function: L-serine ammonia-lyase activity; pyridoxal phosphate binding; threonine deaminase activity. The transcript is spliced from 2 exons. Gene Ontology annotation, biological process: L-serine catabolic process; L-threonine catabolic process.